AUGGCGUGCAGACUGGAGGACGACAUGAACGAGUCGAACGGGUUCGUGAUCAAGACGAAGUCGGGGAAGGACUUCUACAUCAACGCCACCUCGGAGAAGGAGAAGGAGGACUGGAUGGUGCAGAUCGCCGUCGUGAAGCGCUGCUACCUGAUGCGCCAGCGCGCGCAGGAGCACAUCAACCGCCGCCACUACAAGCAGGUAGGCGCAGUGGAGAGAAGCCGUCACGCGCAGGCGCUGGAUCUGGUGUGGGAGGCGCGGAACGUCCGCUCGAUGGUCACGGAUCCGAACCUGGUGCAGCUGUGGGGCCAGAUCGCCGAGCACACGGACUCGGAGUGCGGCGCGCUGUUCAUGGUGGAGGCUCUCGAGGAGACGCUGGACGGCAACGUGUCCGUGCUGGCGUUCUGCACGGUGGGCAAGGACGUCGCGACGCCGCGUCUCAUCGCCGGCGACUUCAACGGCAACGUGAUUCUCUUCGACGCGGCGUACAACGUGAUCCAGCGGCAGAAGGCGCACAAAAACAUGGUGACCGCGAUCAGCACGCUGCCGAAGCUCAGUCCCUCGCGCUUCGUGGCCACCGGCGCCGCGGACGGGUCGAUCUGCGUGCUGAACGCGGAGACGGGCGCGGUGUACAUGACGGUGAAGGACUUCCGCCGCGCGGCGAGCUGCUGCGAGAUCUUCGAGAGCAAGGAGCGCGGAAUCCGGCGUCUGAUCGCGGCGGACCGCGAGGGCCGCGUGGCGAUCUACGACCUGGACGCGAAGCGGCUGGUGGCGGAGAAGGAGACGGACUGCGGGAACGUGCGCGGCCUGGUGUACCUGCCGUCCGGAAACGCGUUCGCGAUGAUCUGCGCGUCGGGCGCGCUGCUGGUGUUCGACGAGAUGUUCAACCAGCUGACGUUCGCGCACGUGGGGCAGGGAGUGGUCUACGCGCGCGCGGUGGACGCCACGCAUCUGAUGGUGGCGACGGAGAACCGCGAGCUGAUGGCGUACAACCUCACGCAGACGAACCCGGAGCCGGUGAAGGUGCUGAAGCUGACGUGCAAGGAACCGAUCCGAUGCUUCGAUCUGACGGCGGACGGGAAAUACGCGGUGAUCGUGAGCAAUGAGGUGGAGAUCUGGAAGCUGGCGAACCAGCAUUGCGAGGCGAAUUUCUCGCCGACGAUCCCGGUGCGGUCGAUCAGCAUCACGAGCGAUUAUGUGUCGUUCUUCCUCACGCAGGACACGCACAUCGAGAAAUGGGUGGUGGACUGGAAGAUCACCUACGAGGGAAAGAAGUAUCGCUCUCCCUUCCUCCAGCUCUAUAAGAACGAGGGCGCCGUGGACGAGGCGGGACAAGCCAAGGACGAAGCGCAGAAGGCGCCCGCGACGAGUGCGAAUCAGUACAAGGGAACGAUCGAGACGGUGGAGGAGGAAGGCGAGGAGGAGGACGGAGAUGAGAAGUAG
Messenger RNA from Blastocystis hominis, 1440 nucleotides. RefSeq lists its product as hypothetical. Gene Ontology annotation, molecular function: protein binding. The transcript is spliced from 2 exons. The record is from RefSeq and is a predicted model, not a curated record. The coding region runs from base 1 to 1440 and encodes 479 amino acids. NCBI's taxonomy places the organism in Eukaryota, Bigyra, Opalinata, Blastocystidae.